Molecule: messenger RNA, 5905 nt
Organism: Manis pentadactyla (Chinese pangolin)
Lineage: Eukaryota; Metazoa; Chordata; Mammalia; Pholidota; Manidae
Gene: SERINC5
Product: serine incorporator 5
Exons: 12
Coding region: 167-1552 (461 amino acids)
Cellular component (GO): membrane
Source: RefSeq, a predicted model, not a curated record
GCGGGGGUUGUUUUUACCCAGGCCACGGUGCCUGGCGUUCUGCAGGAGCUGCUUCGCGUGGAGACGUGAGGUGGUGCGGACAGGGUCUCUCGCGGCGCAAGGGAACCAGGACGACCGGAGGGGAGCAGGGAGCGGGCGAGCGAGCCCAUAGCCAUCAGCCCCCGCAAUGUCAGCGCAAUGCUGUGCAGGCCAGUUGGCCUGCUGCUGUGGGUCUGCUGGCUGCUCCCUCUGCUGUGGCUGCUGCCCCAAAAUCCGGCAGUCGCGGAGCACGCGCGUCAUGUAUGCGCUCUACUUCAUUCUAGUCGCCGUCCUCUGCUGCAUCAUGAUGUCAGAAACUGUGGCUAAUGAGAUGAAAGAGCACAUUCCUUUUUUCGAAGAUAUUUGUAAAGGCAUUAAAGCUGGUGACACCUGUGAGAAGCUGGUGGGUUAUUCUGCGGUGUAUAGAGUCUGUUUUGGAAUGGCCUGUUUCUUUUUUAUCUUCUGCCUCCUGACCUUCAAUAUCAACAACAGCAAAAGCUGUAGAGCCCAUAUUCACAAUGGAUUUUGGUUCUUUAAACUUCUGCUGUUGGGGGCCAUGUGCUCGGGAGCUUUCUUCAUUCCAGAUCAGGAGACCUUUCUGAAUGCCUGGCGCUAUGUGGGCGCCAUCGGAGGCUUCUUCUUUAUAGGCAUCCAGCUUAUCCUGCUUGUGGAGUUUGCACAUAAAUGGAACAAGAACUGGACUGCAGGCACAGCCCACAACAAGCUGUGGUACGCCUCUCUGGCCCUGGUGACACUCAUCAUGUACUCCGUUGCCACUGGAGGCUUGAUUUUGAUGGCAGUGUUUUAUACACAGAACAAUGGCUGCCUGGAAAACAAAAUUCUCCUAGGGAUAAAUGGAGGCUUAUGCCUGCUUAUUUCAGUGGUAGCCAUCUCUCCCUGUGUCCAGAAUCGGCAGCCACACUCUGGGUUGCUGCAGUCAGGUCUCAUAAGCUGCUAUGUGACCUAUCUCACUUUCUCAGCUCUGUCCAGCAAACCUGUAGAAGUGGUUCUAGAUGAACAUGGGAAGAACGUUACCAUCUGUGUGCCUGACUUUGGUCAAGACCUGUACAGAGACAAAAACUUGGUUACUGGCCUGGGCACCACUCUCUUGUUUGUGUGCAUCUUAUAUUCAUGUUUGACAUCGACGACAAGGUCAAGUUCUGAUGCUCUGCAGGGACGAUAUGCAGCUCCUGAACUGGAAGUUGCUCGGUGCUGUUUUUGCUUCGGCCCCAAUGGAGAGGACAUUGAAGAGCAGCAGAACAUGAAGGAGGGACCAAGGGUCAUUUACGAUGAGAAGAGAAGCACUGUCUAUAGCUAUUCCUAUUUCCACUUCGUUUUCUUCUUGGCUUCCCUCUAUGUGAUGAUGACUGUCACCAGCUGGUUCAACUAUGAAAGUGCCAACAUUGAAACCUUCUUCAGUGGGAGCUGGUCUAUCUUCUGGGUCAAGAUGACCUCCUGUUGGAUUUGUGUGCUGUUGUACCUGUGGACACUGGUUGCUCCACUCUGCUGUCCCUCCCGGCAGUUCUCCGUGUGAGGAUCUGAGCAGACCCCUUGGUUCAGCAGGCCUGGAGGCUGCACAGGGUGGCCUUUGAACAAGUGGCCCAGGGAUCUGAGCAGUAAUUGGUGCUUUGUGCAAAGCCAGCAUCCCCUGGCUCACUUGAGUGGAUCUGAAAAGGCUUUUUAAUUCUGAAAUUCAAAGAGCAUACCAAUUUAUCUCAGAAGAAUUGAAAUUUUAAUCAAACUGAUCCUGAGAGAUAAUACAUUUUAUAUGUGUCUUACCCCUAAGAACUGGAAUAAUAGGCUAGAAUUUUCUGUCUGCAUGUUUUUACCAAAACAGAGUUUGGGCAUGCCAUCUUAGCAUAAAAACUUACCUUUUGUGGUCUGUUAUUCUUACCCUUGGAAUAGAAGAACACACCAAAAUCAUGAGCCCCCUCAGCCCCUGAGAGAGUGCAGGCUCCUCAUCUUCAAUGGGCUCUGUGGACAGCCCUCAGCCUGCAGGACCCCGCUCACAGUUCCUUGGUAUUUAUAGGGUACAGCAGGAAGCACCUGCUUUCUACUCUAUCCUGUGCUAUUUCCUCCUGGCCCCAAACAUUUCCCUUAGAAGCUGUGGUGCUGGGAGUCACAGACUUCACUUUCUGCCCUUGCCCUUCCCAAAGGUCCCCUCACCCUUCCUGGGUUCGGCACCUUUGCAAUGUGAAAAAGCACAAUUUGCCAUCCACCCGUGUGGUCCUCCACUGUAUUAUCACUACCUGUCUGACUGACUGCGAUAAUCAUGACUCUUCUUUGUGGUAUAAUUCAUAUGAUUAUAGAAUAGUAUUCGUGUUGUGUCCUUUGCCUAAGCAGUGGAGGGCUAUAGUUCUUACUUGUUUGUGUAGUAGAUUAUAAUUAAUACUUCAGGACCUUGCCUGAAAAGCUGCUUCUUGACUGAAGCCUGCUGCAUCCUUCUUUCAGUUAUUAAAGACAGCCAGUUUCUCUCCCACCUCGAGGCCUUCAAAAUUAUAAAAGCAGAAGGGCUUUUGUUUUCCAGAUCUGUAAUGUGACCACACUGCUGAUGUCCGUUAUGGUUUUUUGGAGUAGAUUUGCGAGGUGAGGAUUCCCAGCAGCUCUGAAACAGCGCUGACCAGAUAAGGCCUAUUAUACAAGUUGUAAAUAUGGCCAAAUAGUACUUGCAGGAGAAGGUGGGUGGUGGGGCUAUUUAAUUAAGCCAUAAAAAAUCAUCCACAGAAACUUUCUAAAUAUAUGUUGUAAACUGUAACAUUCAUAAUAGAUUUGACUUUAGGUGGCUGCCCAAGAAGAUACCCAUUUUCAGUGUUGAGGUUCUCUGUCAGGAAGAAUUCUCUCAGUGGAAAGUCCAUUAGAGCUCGCAGUGGACACAGUGGUGGGGAUGCUCCUGUUUGUAUUUCAUGCAGGAUGCAAAGAAUCCUCCCUAGCUCCCUGGCAACGGUGGUGUGAGAAUGAAAAGACCUGGCCCGCACUGUCUGUGCCCUACUGAAUGGGUUGGGCAGAAUUGGGUCCCACCUAAGCUGGGCUGCAGUGUGCCAAAAUGCUGGUGUGGGGAGGUCAAAUUCUUCAUUCUUUCAUUCUUGGAAGGACCCAAGAAAACAAAGGGAGGACGAUAAAUAAAAUGGACGAAUUCCUCUAGGAACUUGCCUUAUUUAUAACGUUUGUGAUUCCUUUUAAAAGGCACUCACUCAUUUUGUGUCUGCGUGAAAGCUUUUGUUUUGUAAACUUCAUCAAAUUGCUUUUUUGAGGCCAGGAGCUCUUGGAGCUCUGCAGUUGAAAGAUCACUGGAGUCCCAGGAUGAAUAGCCGCCACUCAGCCUGUUCAGCCUGUGCGUGUGGGAGCCCUGCAGGUCAGCCAACUGGGUGAGGGGAUGGGGAUGUGUGGGCAGGGGCCCCUGCAGCGGCUGGAGUGGGGCCGGGGGCUCUGGAUAAGCUGAGAUUGGCUUUAGGAAAGACCCAAGGAGAGACCGAUCAAGAGCCAGGAUGGUAUUAGUAACUAGCUUCAUGUUUGGCCUCAGCAGCCAGCUGUGUGGCUUUUAGGACUGGACCCAGGUCAAGAUCUAACCGACAAGGCUGUGUUCCAUGGCUGCCCUUUGUUGGUGCCCUGCCCCUGUAGAACGAAGCUCAGGGAAGCAUCCAGGAGAUUGUUCAUGCCAGUAGCAGGGCCCUCAGAGCCUCCAUUUCAGCCCACCCAGUUUCCAAGCUGCGUAAGUCAUAGUUUGGGGCCUUAAGUUCCUUUGUGGAAUUUGGUCUGACAUAAGAGGAAGAGUUACAGUCACUCAUUUUUAUUCUCAAAAUUGAAUCUGAAUGAUGGAAAGAGAUGUGGUUAUACUCUGAGGACUAAGGGCAUAUACAUAAGUUGACUUCAAUGAUUAUUAUAAUAAACAAUACUCAGGUGAUGAGUCAACUUUCACAGGUUUAAAGAACCUACAUUUUUGUUCUAUUGUGAUUUAAGAAACUGGAAAUAUGGUGCCAACUGCUUUGAGUUGCUCUAAUGACAGUGUUCCCAUAAUACAUUGACGGAUACCUUUGUUAAACAAUAGUUUUGUGCUUCCUAUAACUUUUCAUACAUGAUUUAAAAAGUGCAUUCCCAGAAGCUGCUGGUCAGACUCCUUAGCAUGGAAGCUGAAGAUUUUUUAAAACUGUGUGUAUAUUUCCCCUGUGCUUUUCAUCUGAUUUGGAAAUUCCGCCCCACCACCCCCUUCAUUUUCAUGAGUAAAAACACUAAGGGCUUCUUUUGGGAGAACUGCCAUAUAUACCUAGACGUGUCACCUGGCUGAAGCCCAGAGACUUUUCUAUGAAAAUCUUUCAGAAACCCUAUUUUGUCCCUACUCCUGGGUUUAGUUUUCAUAAUACUGGUUAGUUUUGCUUUUGUCCUCAGAGUGUCUUGGGAGGUGGCUUGGAGGAAUUGUUCGCCAGAGGUACUUGGAGCUCUUUUGUAGAGUAGUUGGACUGUGUGCAGGUGGGCUGGUGAAGCCCCUGGGACUUGAGGUUCUGGAGCCUGUCAGGAGUGGCCUGAAGGGGACUCCCACACCACAUGGUUUAUUUCCAGUUCCUCUGAGGUGCCUUCAUUGCGGAUGACCCCCGUGUACUGUUCAUUCCCCAUCCCCACCCACGUAGUCACCCUCUGCCUACUUAAGAUUCCGUAAGUACUUAAUUUUAGCCAGAAGUUUAUCACUGCUGGUGCUUCAUGUUACCCUGCAGAGGGUCCUGUAUUUAACGGCCCUGGCAUUUUCCUUUCUUGACGGCCUUUCUAAGUAGCAUCUUGUUUUGGUGUAUAUUCACAUCCUACUCCUCCUGUUAGAAACGAAAGAGGGUUUAACGUGCAGCUAAGAAAGUUGUGACCUUAGGCUAAGACCCUGCAUAUCCAGAAAGAACACUGGGCCCGUCUUAAUCAGGGACAGGGCAGUAGCCACUUGGCUCAUGGAAUUCUCUGUAGGAUAAUAGCCUCCUUAGUUUGCUAAUAGACUAAUAACUCCCUAUGGCUUUGUUCUUAAGGCCGCCAUGUUUCCCACCAUCUUUAAUAUGUUUGUAAAGCCUCAGACUUGAAUCUAGUGUCACAUUUCAGGCAGAGAUAGGCUUUCUAAUGUUGGACCGACCUACUUCACAGAACCAGAGAGCUGUUUACAUAAUCUUCUGAAUUAAACAUUUGUCUCUCUCCCUCUUUUUUCAUCUUCCUAAGUAAACCAUUUGCAGAGGCAUUCUUUUUGAAAGGGGGAAAUAUUUGGCUUUUACCAAAGAGGUUUGUUUGUUUGUUUUAAUCAAAAUCCUUUCAAAAAAAGCUUAAUUGGGGUAGGGUAGAUUAAGAAUGCGUAUGUCCAAAUCCAAUUCUAUAGGAGUUUAAUCAUAUUUAUAUGAGCAAGAUGGAGAGUUCUUUAAUCCUUUGAAAUGAAGGAUCCUGGGAAAUUCUCAGAUAAAGAAAGUUUCCAGCAGAUGUGUAAUAUAUGUCUUGAGAGUUAUUUAUAAGAAAUUUAAGAGAAUUUUUUUCUUUUCCUUUAUUAAAGAUUUUAAGUUCUUUUUUACUUUGCAAAAAACUCUACAAAAGUUUUUUAGUCAUAACUUUGUCAAAUUUUUUAACUUUCCUGAAACGGUUAGCUAUAGCCAAAUUAUAUGGUUCUGUUUUGCUAUAUGAGAGUUUGAAAAUGUAAUGUGUGUAGUAAAUCUACUGUUGGAAAUUUAUAAUGGUCUUGAAUAUGGUUAGAGUUUUGAUAACUUUUAAAAUAGGUAUUUUUUUCCCUUUAGUCAUAAAGGCAACUGUGGGUUUAUAUUCAUUUCUUGAAUGCUAAUUUUUCUAUGAAGCAUCUGAACUUGAGCAGUCUUUUUCCUAUGUAGAACACUCAAAACUUGUUAACUCUGUACUUAAUAAAAUUUAAAAUUAAAAGCUG